Messenger RNA from Oreochromis niloticus (Nile tilapia), 2793 nucleotides. Its product is annotated as prostaglandin E2 receptor EP4 subtype. Gene Ontology annotation, molecular function: prostaglandin E receptor activity. The transcript has 2 exons. Gene Ontology annotation, biological process: positive regulation of cytosolic calcium ion concentration; inflammatory response; adenylate cyclase-activating G protein-coupled receptor signaling pathway. Lineage: Eukaryota; Metazoa; Chordata; Actinopteri; Cichliformes; Cichlidae. The coding region runs from base 953 to 2224 and encodes 423 amino acids. The record is from RefSeq and is a predicted model, not a curated record. Gene Ontology annotation, cellular component: plasma membrane.
GUCAUUUAAUUAUUGAUUCAUCAUUACUUUAUUACUUUAGUGUAUUAUGAUUGUCAGUGGGAGAGAUCUUUAUCAGUAGGAAAAGCUGUCAAACGUAUGAAAAUACAGUCAAAAGUUCAAAACUUAAGCCCAUCAUUCAUUCUUUUUAAAGCCAUCCAGUGGGCCAGAUUGACAUCCUUCUCCUUGUCGGGCCAAUUCUGGCCACCAUCUGGGUGUCAUGUUUGACACCCCUACUAUAAACAAUCCAUGUCUAGUAUAAUCUUUAGUAUUAAGUUGCUUUAGUAAAAGGUUUACAGUAAUAUGUGUGGAUUAUUAAAGAUAAAAUGUUUGGAACACCAUGCUCAAACAUGUUGCAUUUCUUUCAUUUAAAUAUUCAUCUUCCACCCACCCACCUACCCAUCCAUCCAUCCAUGGCCAAUUUCAUUAUCAUUUAUCCUCACAUUCAUAAAAAUAAACGUACAGUGUUUGGAUGGGGCACACUUUAAACGAGUAAUUGAUAUUUAGAUUUUAUUUUACUGGAUUGUCUCCAAACUGAAAACUAUUCAGCAGUGUUAUUGGAAGUGGCUAUAGGCACUGUUAUCAUAUUCAACUUUCUCUUUUACUGUUUGUUUUUGCGCGCAUCGAACGCAGAUCACUUAAUCUAGCGGCUGCAUCAAACGUUUAGAUCUUUGUUUGUAACCAAAUGUGACUCAUAUCUAACAUAAAAAAUUCCGCUGAAGUCUCAUCUGUGACACUGUCGUCUCUUUACCCCCUCGUUCAGUUCACUUCCUGACUGGGCUGCCGCAGACAUCACUGACGGCUCACUGACAAAUGAGAAAGGGACCGGAAAUCCUAUCCAUCAAUUCUGUCAGACUGCUGGAUGCUUCAGUAUAUUAGAGACAACCCACCACUUAGCCCACAACUGUGCGCCACGACCUCUCGGUAACUUCUGGAUUACUGGAAAGCAGAGGGGAUGAGACUACCAGAGAACAUGCCCCUACUGAGUCCUUAUCUUCUCUUGCAGGAGGCUGGAGAGGAACUGCGCUUCCAAACCCACAGCACACCACAGGUAGCGUCUCUAACUAAGGCUAUCUCGUGGACAGAAAUGGAAAGCUCAAACUCUACGCGCAGACCUGUUUCCACGACUCAAAAUUCACAACUAGACAGUGAUGUCGCUUUACCGAUUUUUAUGUUUGCUGGAGGCGCCGUUGGGAAUUUAAUUGCAAUAAUCGUUCUUUCGGUAUCAAGACAGCAGCGCAAAUCUUCAGCCUUCUACACGCUGGUGUGCGGGUUGGCGGUGACGGACCUGCUGGGCACCUGCCUGGCCAGUCCGAUAACUAUAGCCAACUACCUUGACCGGAAUGUGCUGUUGGACCAACAUGUCUGCGAGUUUCAGUCCUUUUUGUUGCUGUUUUUCGGUUUGACCGGACUCAGCAUCAUAUGCACCAUGGCGGCAGAGCGAUACCUGGCCAUAUGCUGCCCGUACACCUACCAGCGGUGGGGAGUGGACCGACGCUUUGCGCAGAAGCUUCUCCUCUUCAUCUACAUCAGUCACAUCUUCUUUUGCUGCCUCCCAAUGAUGGGCAUGGCGAAUAGCAGACUGCAGCCGUCCGAAACCUGGUGCUUCAUCGACUGGACGAUACACGAGCCCGUGUCCACCGCCUACUUCGUCCUGUACAGCGUCGUUAGCCUGCUGCUGAUCUUCGGCACCAUCCUGCUGAACCUGGCAGUGUGCGGCGCGCUGCUGCUGAUGCGCCAGAGGGUCGUGCAGCUGCCCGUCACCAGAGGCAGCGUCCGGGAAAGGUGGAGGGCUCUGUCCUCGGCCGCAGAGACUCAAAUGAUCGCGGUGCUGGUGAUGACUUCUGUGGUGGUCCUGGCCUGCUCAGCCCCACUAGUGGUUCGUGUGUUUGUAAACUGCUUCAAGAAUGAAAAAAACUUCAAAGCAGACCUGGCUGCCAUCAGGAUAGCCUCAGUUAACCCCAUCCUUGACCCCUGGAUCUACAUCCUCCUCAGGAAGUCCCUGUUCCGCCGGUUACUCGCUUUUUCCAGGCGAGGCAGCAGCAGCCGCAGCAGCUCCCCUCCUUUAACGCAAACCACCCUGUUUACUACCAACAUCGUGAAGGACAGCAGCGUGUUCACCCAGCUGAUGUGCAACGCCAGCAUCAUCACUCAGCUGCCCGCUACUGUCACAUUCACUCCGUGCGACACGGAGAGAGCCUCCAGCAGAGUUGACUCUGCAGAGUGAGCACACGUUCGACACUGAUGAAUGUUUGCUGCGUUAUGGUGGUGUGAGCAGCUUCACACACAGCCACAGACUCUGUCUCAGAGCCACUGAUGAUGAAGAUGUGGUGGGCCCACAUCACGGAGGGAUCCCCGGAGCUCCUGCAGGAUUAUUUAUCGACUGAAAGAGUCGUGCGUCACAGGGCUGACAAGAAGAGAGAAACAAUAUAUGACUGAGAUGUUGUUACUGAAGUGCAAUGUUAGAUCGAGCCUGUCCAAGCUGUCCAAUCUCUCCUUGUGGCUUCUGCCUAGCCGAGACACUCUUUCGCUAGAUGAAUGUCAUCUCUCAUGGGGUUCACCUCCACCUUUCCCCUUCCACUUUCCUCCAGAUGUCUCUGAUAGUGCCAAAGAGCCAUCAUAUGGUUCUUGUGAUGGACAGGAUCCUCCCUCAGCUCCAGCCGUGUUUAUGGAAAACUCCCCGAUGGUUUGUGCGUGUUUUGUUGUUUCUUUUUCAUCAGGAGAAACAUAUGAAAUUAAUAAAGCAGUGACCAAAAUAUGCUGAUGGCUGUUUGUAAUAAAGACUCAUGUUUGCAC